This is a messenger RNA of Bactrocera oleae (olive fruit fly), 5473 nucleotides long. It is a transcript of the gene Hasp, whose product is annotated as Hig-anchoring scaffold protein. Gene Ontology annotation, molecular function: peptidase inhibitor activity. The record is from RefSeq and is a predicted model, not a curated record. Gene Ontology annotation, cellular component: extracellular region. Lineage: Eukaryota; Metazoa; Arthropoda; Insecta; Diptera; Tephritidae.
AACAAACAAGGAGAUUCAUCCUUCACCACACCAAAAAAACGUCUCACAGCUUCUGUGUGACAGCUAAGCUCAUCUGAGCAGACUGUCAACAGACAGCAUUUCUCUUCUCACCUCAAUUUGUACUUAUUAUAACCAUCGUGUGUAGUUUAAGCUCCAGCAUCAUCAGAAAAACAAGUCAAUUUAAUCGAUGGCAUUAACUAAAAUUAAUUUAAAAGAGCUAAACGCACAUAAUUAAAAAUAAAAUAAUAUACAUAUAACGAUUCGAGUAAAUUGAAAAGGAACGUUUUUUUAUUUGCAUUUAAUGUACAUUGAAAAGUCCAUUACAAAAAUUUAAAACGUAAUAAUGAAUAAAUUGCUGAUUUAUUUCUUGCUGGUGACAGUUCUCAUAUAUAAAGUUAUUUCCGUACCAACACAAACGCAAACAGAGGUUCCUCAAGAUGACGAAGAUGAAGAUUGGGACGAAGACGACGAUUCGUCUGAGGUAGACGAUGAUGGACGUGUCUAUAAGAAUCCUAGAAAUUCACCAUCCACUGAAUGUCCAAGAGAUGAGGAGCAGGCAACGCUACUCGGGCAGAAAUGUUUAAGAAAAUGCUCCUCGGAUGAGGACUGUAAGAGUAAAAAGAAGAAGUGCCUAUGUGAUGGUGUCUGUGGUAUGUCCUGUAUUAAGCCAGAUAGAGAAUGUCCUGAGCUCGCGCAGCCAUCACUGGGCCAAGUUACGGUCGCAGGUAGGCAUUUUGGAGCACGUGCUACAUAUUCUUGUCCCCAUGGAUAUCAUGUUGUUGGACUACAGAGUCGUCUAUGUCAGGCGGAUGGCAAUUGGGCCGGCGCUGAACCGGCAUGUAAACAGAAUAUUUACUGUCUCAAACCACCGCAAAUAGAGCAUGCACGCCAUUCAGCGCUACCCGAACAGGAAACCUUUGAUCUGGAUUCUACCGUUCAAUAUCAUUGUCAUACUGGUUAUGUAACAAAUGGAUUUCCACGUGCCAAAUGUCUAGCCAUUGAUGGUCAGGCCAGCUGGUAUGGACCGGAUAUACAAUGCGAACCAAGAUCAUGUGGACAGCCGCCAGAUCCAGCUUAUGGCUGGCAUGCUGGUGAAUGCUACACUUUCGGUUGUAAAAUUAGUUACAACUGUGGCAAUACCUAUGAGUUGGUGGGUAAACAUGAACGCUACUGCCAAUCGGAUGGCUCCUGGGUGCCAAAGGAACUGCCCACAUGUGUCUUGGUCACAUCUGUUGUCUGUCCGACACCGGAAAAUCCACGAAAUGGCAAAGCUACAUACACCACCAUGGCCUACAACUCAGUGGUAAGUUAUGAAUGCCGUUACGGUUAUACAUUAGUAGGAGAAAGUAGUAGUAGAUGUGGUGCCGAUCGGAAGUGGAGUGGAACCCUGCCAACUUGUAAAGAAAUUAACUGCGGACAUCCUGGUGUACUUUAUAAUGGUUGGAUUGAGAACAUCGAAGCUGGGACUGGACUUGGGGCGAGCAUAAUAUUCCGCUGUCAACCGGAAAUGUUAAUACAAGGACAUUCGUCCAGUGUUUGCCAAAUCGAUGGUCGUUGGCGUAAUCCAUUACCCGAAUGCUUAGCACCAUGCGUUGUACCAUCCAUUUCGCAAGGUUAUGUAAUACCUGUUGAAAUCAUUACCGAUGAAAAUGGCACCACCAUUAUUACGCCCACAACUACACAAUCGCCCACAACUUCGAGUAGCGGUGUUGAAAAAGUCAAACAUGGCACUGCUUUGGAGGUGAAGUGUGAUGAAAACUAUGAAUUCCCCGUCUCACUACUAAGUCCACCUACAUGCAAUAACGGUACUUGGAGUAUUAUACCGCGUUGUGUACCUGCACGUUGUAAAAAUAUGCCGAGACCACCUAAGCAUGGCAUGGUGCUCGCACCGAAAACGGAACACGGAAUGAAGGCUAGAUUUAAGUGUAAAGACGGUUUCAAGCUGAUUAGUCCUGAGGGCAAGGAUGUCACAGAUCCCAAUGAAUAUGUUCUAACAUGUUCAUUCGGUAAUUGGACCGGUGAAACACCACAAUGUCAAGAAGUGUUUUGUUCGUUUCCCGGUUAUAUACCUAACGGCAAGGUAUUGCUUGUCGGAAAUAUGGGCCUCUACGAUUAUAGACCGUAUGUAAAAAAGAUCGUUAAUAACAAACAAAUAAUGUAUGACUGUGAUAAAGGUUAUGUUCUGGAGAUAGGACCACCAGGGGCCACUUGUGUUGGUGGGAAAUGGCGACCUCUAGAACUACCGCAAUGCUUACUUGGGCAACAUCCGAGAUUACGUUGGAAUCGAAAACGACGUUCUAUACAAAUGCGUUAUUUACGCUCCCAAUAUUUAUCACGUAAUAAACGAGAUUUGCAACGAAAGCUAGAUGAGAUAAUAAACGGAAACUUUCAACAAUCGUUAAAAGCACUCAAACAAAAUUCUGACAUAUCCACCUUCCCCAAAACACGUAUCAAACGAACUCCUUCUGAGAUCGAUCAAGCAUACUCCAAAUAUUAUCAGAAGAUCAAGCAGAAAUAUCAAAAUUACGUCAAAAAUUUACUUGGCUACAGCAGAUUGCAUAACCCGACAGAUUUCCGAAAUCCAACCAAUUUAAUACAAGUACAAGAUGGACGUUGGUACAAUACCUAUAGUAAUCCCGAUCUGGUCACACGUUACAAAGCUACACACAAGUCGCGAACAUCGAAUAAUGAUUUCUUAAGUCUAGAAAAUGACGAACACGAUUUUCUAUCACAUCGCGUAUCUACCAAGAUACCUCUACCUAACAUCAAUCAAAAUUCCCGUUAUAGUGUACUUGCCAACAAACCGAUUGCUAAUGAGAAUAUACUGUACGACAGCAACUCGGCAAGUUAUUUCUUUAACAACUUUCGCAAUUUGCCAAAAACUCAAAACGAAACCGAUUUGAUACAACAACUUAAGUCACAAAUUGUGCGUCGACGACGCAAGCGCAGCAUUAACAGUCCAACGACAUUGUCGCCACUUGCACCAGAUGAUGACACAAAUGAUCAAUUGGAGUCGAAGGAGGGCAGAAAGCGUUUACGUGGACCAUGUGAGGAUGUUAACUGGGAUCAAUUCUCCAAUAUAACGGUGGUUAGACCGGGUAAAGCACCUGGUCGCAAUAGUGUUGGUAUUAUGCUUUAUUUAGAAUGCAACGCAGGCUUUAAACUAAAUAUAAAAGGUGAAAAUGCGACCGCGCGUUGCAUACGUGGCAUUUGGAAGCCUGAUACGCCUAAAUGCCUCUCAGGUAAUGUCCAGGAAACACCUUGCCUGGUACCGGCCGUCGAGAAUGGUAGAUACUUCAAAGUGGAAGCGAACACGAAAACGCUUACCGAUAAGCCUACACUAACAGCACUGACAACCUAUGAAGAAGUUGAAUCAAACGAAUUCAUAACGCUCGAAUGUGACGAUGGAUUUAAUAUACAGGGUUCAGCACAGUUGCGUUGCGCUCAUGGCAGUUGGUCGGUGAAUGCAUUUUCCGAAUGUGUAUCCAUACCAUGUACACUGCCGACGCUACCUGGCAUAAUUUACGAGGGUGGCUACCGAUCCGGACUUACAAUUGGUCACGGCAGUACGGUGAGCGCUCAUUGCGACCACUCAACAAAUGCUAUGCCCAUUGAAAUGAGCUGUAACAAAGGUAUCCUAAGUCCACAAAAUAUACACUGUGAAACGGGCCAACGCAAAUCACGCGAGGAAUUUCCAUCUGAAGCGCAUGGCAAUGGAAAAUCGAAUCAUGUUAUAACGUUAAAAAUUGAUAAUUCCGAAUCGGAAGAUGCGACAAAUGCAACGGAAGAGAAUGUGACUGAAGAGUUGAAAAUGUGUGGUCCACCGAGCAUAGCCGAUGGUGCUUUGGUAUACAAAAAUACUGAUUUAUCUGAUAUCGAGGGUGUAUACGAAAGCGGCACCGAAAUUUUUUUUAAUUGCAUACCGAGUGCUGCCGGAGAGAGGAAUACGUGGAAAAUAAUAUGCGAGAAUGGCCAAUGGAUUGGACGCUCCUACAAUUGCGCGAAUGGAACAUGCUUGUUCAAAAACAAUGAACCAAAUGUGGUUAGUUUUUAUAAUGAUCUCGAAAUACGGGAAGAUGUAGUGGAAUUUCCACCAGGUGCCACAAUAAUAUCACGAUGUGUGGACAUAGGAAAGUUUUCAAUGGUUGGCAGCAAUGAACGAACUUGUAUACACUCCGAAUGGACAGGCAAUAAGCCAACUUGCUAUGGAUUGAAUCAGGAAAACGACUAUGCAAUGGAAAAGGCGCCAACAAUAUUAUUUAGACAUCAAAAUGGGCCGAUAGCGCAGAGUAAUGAUGGAAAGCUGAUUGUCUAUCCGGGUACAACGUUACACAUGGAAUGUCUUUGGAUGAGACGAUUUGGCAAUCCCAAGUGGAAUGUGAGCCAUGAAUUUAGAAAUUACUCUGAGGGUUGGGUCACCGAGGCUGAUGCGGGACGCGAUGCAACACUAGAAUACCGUUUAACCAUAUUUAAUGCAAUUGAUGAAGAUACCGGUGUUUAUUCCUGUCAAACUCCGGCUAGACAUGAACACUCUGUAGAAGUGGUCGUUAAAGCCAUAAAUUGUCCAGAAAUACCACAACGACGUGGUCUUAUUGUAAAUACGAAUGACACCAAAUUAAGUACACGCGCUUUGCUCUCGUGUGCAAAUGGAAAUUCAUUGAUUGGCGCUUCAGAACUAUUUUGUCUGCCCAGCGGCAAUUGGAGUGCGCCACUACCAGUUUGCGAGAGUGUCGAAUGCGGUGAUAUUCCUUUGCCGAAUAAUAUCAGUUCGCCGCGUGUUGCGGUUUUAUCGCGUGAAGUUGGUGGUAGAGCAGCAUUUUCUUGCGCUUCUGGCUAUGGUUUGCGUGGCCCCGCCGAGGCUAUAUGCUUACCGACCGGCGAAUGGGCUACGCCCUUUCCAACAUGUGUUGAAGUACAAUGUGAAAAUCCCGGCGCACCACUUAAUGGCUAUGCACAAGGUUCAACGCCAUACCGCGCAGGGGAUGUUGUUCAAUUCAAUUGUAAUCCAGAGUACAUGAUGCAAGGGCAACCGAUAAUAGCAUGUCAGGAUAAUGGACGCUGGUCGAGCGGAUUGCCGAAAUGUGUACAAGCUUGUUCAUAUCCUGGCACGGCUAUCAGCGGUCGUAUGUCAUCUGUCAAAUUUUAUUAUGCAAUUGGUGAGAGUAUUACAUUUACCUGCGACGCUGGUCUUGAAUUACGUGGUGCUAAAGUCCUUAAAUGUUUAAAAAAUGGAAAGUGGUCGAAUGCUAUACCAACAUGUGUCACUGCGGAUCAAGUGAACAAACAUCAGAAUAUAAUGGGUUAAUGUGAAAAAAAAUGUAAAAUUACUGUAUAUCUAUAGAGAAUAUACAAUUUUUCGAUUCCUUCCGAAUGGAAAUUAAAAACAUGUCGAUUGGAUUGUAACGCAUAGCGCUUUUAAUAAAAGUAAUAAUAUAUUAUAAUUAAAAGUAAAUAAAUUAAUUAAAAAAAUUAA